AUGUGGAGAUUUAUGUUGGUGAUGUGUCUUCUAGCUUUGAUCGGAAGGGGAAGCUCGGGGAGACUACCGAUAUGGGAGAAGGAUUUAGGACGAUUGUACGGUUUACAGAACAAGCUUCAGCGAGGUCCGGUUCCUCCAUCAGAACCUUCUCUAUGCCACAACAAACUUAACCAUCUUUCUCAUCCAGAGACUUACUCUUCCCAAACUUACGUUCUUUGCCCCUGAUCAUGCUUAUUCCAACUUAUUCAUGAUUUAUUCAAUGAUCAAAUUUCAUUUGUUAUUUUCUUUAUCUCUGCUCAAACAUAUUCCGUAUAUCGGUAGGUGUAUCCUUGACAUUUUGAUCCGACUAA
Capsella rubella is the source of this 350-nucleotide messenger RNA. RefSeq lists its product as uncharacterized. Bases 1 to 225 code for a protein of 74 amino acids. The record is from RefSeq and is a predicted model, not a curated record. NCBI's taxonomy places the organism in Eukaryota, Viridiplantae, Streptophyta, Magnoliopsida, Brassicales, Brassicaceae. The transcript has a single exon.